Molecule: messenger RNA, 2200 nt
Organism: Gasterosteus aculeatus aculeatus (three-spined stickleback)
Lineage: Eukaryota; Metazoa; Chordata; Actinopteri; Perciformes; Gasterosteidae
Gene: uck2b
Product: uridine-cytidine kinase 2b
Molecular function (GO): ATP binding; kinase activity
Source: RefSeq, a predicted model, not a curated record
CUCCUUUAUCCUCCAGCGCGGCAGCUGUGACGACACACUGCAAGCAUGGCCGGGGACAGCGAAACGCACCUAAGGGACCGCGGCGACAACACCGACGUUGUCCGACAACCUUUCCUCAUCGGUGUCUCCGGAGGCACCGCUAGCGGCAAGUCAUCUGUGUGUGAGAAGAUCAUGGAGCUGCUGGGCCAAAACAAGAUCGACCACCACCAGCGGCAGGUGGUGAUCCUCAGCCAGGACAGCUUCUACAAGGUGCUAACUGCAGAACAAAAGGCCAAAGCACUGAAGGGCCAGUUCAACUUUGAUCACCCAGAUGCCUUUGACAAUGAGCUGAUAAAGCAAACACUCAGGCAAAUCUUGCAGGGCGAGACAGUCCAGAUUCCGGUUUAUGACUUUGUCACUCAUUCCAGGAAAGAGGAGUUUAUUACGGUGUACCCGGCUGAUGUGGUCCUGUUCGAGGGCAUCCUCAUGUUCUACUCGCAGGAGAUUCGAGAUUUGUUCCAGAUGAAGCUGUUUGUCGACACGGAUCCAGACACGCGACUCUCACGCCGAGUUCUUCGAGACAUUGGUGAGCGGGGGAGAGAGCUGGAACAAGUUCUGGCUCAAUACAUCACUUUUGUGAAACCGGCCUUUGAGGAGUUCUGUUUACCAACAAAGAAGUAUGCAGAUGUGAUCAUUCCACGGGGAGCAGAUAACCUUGUGGCCAUCAACUUGAUAGUGCAGCACAUCCAAGACAUUCUGAACGGCGGACCAAGCAAGCGUCACAACGGCUGCACGAACGGCCACAGCACCCCACGUCAGCGGCGGACCUCUGAGUCCAGCAGCCGGCCUCAUUGACCUCGCCACACCUCUCUUCACAGGCCGGAGAGCGGUGCGGAGAGGUUACGUUGUAAAUAAUGCCGCUUGGCAUUCACGUAUUUAAGAGAGGGGGGGGGGGGGGUGAUGCAAAAAUAAUUGAAAUGCCUUUUAUUGUAACUACUCUAUUGGGUACUUCGCUAGUUAUUAAACUUGAGAUUUAGGAUUUUUUUUCCCCCCCAGUUUAAAAAAAAAGGUCUUAUUCUUAUGAUGAGACCGUGGGUUUAAAAUUGACCCCAUGCGUUUUCCUCCCAAAUUGCAUUUUGUGUUUAUGUAUCCCCUGCUGCUCCAUGGUAAAUCAUGCUGCUUAUGAAUAAAAGAGGGGAGCCUUUUUUCUUUAUUGCAAUAUCUGAUAAAACUUGAACCCUCUGAUGACCGGGGAGCCUCACCCAAGUUUGCUUGGGUCCUAAAGGAGAGGAUGCGAAAUACAACACAAGUUAAAAGAAACUUAGAUUGCACUCCUAUCUUUGUACUGACAAUCUUUGGAGUGAUACCAACCCUAAUUUUAUUUAUUUUUUGGGAAUAUUUGAGUUUUUUUUUUGUUAUUGUUCGUUGGGGAUUUAAAAGUUAUGUUUUGUACAAAAGUCCACCUCAAUAACUGUAUAGUGUCUGCUGCUGCGUGACACGCUACACGAUUCUUCAGUACUGAUUGUCACGUGCAGAAUGAUGAGACGACCACAUCAAUGAAGCCAAAGGCUGUGAGGUUCAGCUGACCAGUGUGCUUACACUUGGGGAUAAAUACAAAGCUGGUGACUGUCCCAAUUAAAACCGAUUUAUACAGGCAGUCUUUUAAGUUAUUAAGCAAUGCUUAUUCUAAUUUGGAUAUUUGUUUUACUUAAAUAUUCCUUUUUUUUUUAAAGGUCAGACUAGCAUUCCUGAGAGAAAUUGUCCUGUUAAACAACAGAAAGAUAUGAAACGUAUACUCAGGCUGGACAACCGAUUCGGUGACAAAUGCCAGGAAAAAGUUGUAAUGAAGGUGUUAAAUGCCUUAGCAAUAUUAGUGAUCCCAGGUGUGGCCAUUAACCGCCAAGACCCACCACAAUGCCUCUGCAAAGGUGCCUCAGGUUAACCUGUACAGUAAGUAUCCACACUACGAGCCAGUUUCCAUUGUUUGAAGUUUAACGGCAUAAUGAACUAUCGAAAUCAAUUUUGUAUUCCACUUGCUGUAUUUAUUGUGUAGUGAGAAAUUGAAUGACUGAUUUCUACGAGGAGAUUUGUACUGUGGGCUGUGGAAUGAUUUAUAACGCUGUUGCAAUUGCUUAAUGGUGAGUAAACUGCUGCAGCCGAGUGUUCUUGUCAGAAGACUGGUUUGUUAUUUCUUUAAUAAAUGCUUUACUGUGACUCAUUA